Molecule: messenger RNA, 6966 nt
Organism: Chroicocephalus ridibundus (black-headed gull)
Lineage: Eukaryota; Metazoa; Chordata; Aves; Charadriiformes; Laridae
Gene: EXD2
Product: exonuclease 3'-5' domain containing 2
Exons: 9
Coding region: 2279-4144 (621 amino acids)
Biological process (GO): nucleobase-containing compound metabolic process
Cellular component (GO): nucleus; cytoplasm
Molecular function (GO): nucleic acid binding; 3'-5' exonuclease activity
Source: RefSeq, a predicted model, not a curated record
CUCAGUUAUAGCCAGUGUGUGUGAGGCGUGAUGAGCUUCGGAGUAGCGCCGUCUCCUGCUUGGUGACCUCCAUUUCAACUGGUCAGCUGUGUAGGGGAUGGAUGGAGAAGCUGUGGCUGGGUUGUGACUGUAAGGGAGAUGCAGCCCUUCCAGAGGAGAAUGAACCAGAGACAUGAUGUGUGAGUUACUACGGUGAGUGAGAUUGCACUGCUUUGUAACCCCCAGUGGGUGAAUUUAAAAAAGGAGGGUCUUUGCAGAAAUACUUACUGUACAGAAGCUCUAACUCUCAGGUAUAAAGCAAAGGUAUGUUUAAAAUACAGACACAAGUCAAUGGAAAGCAAACUUUCCUGACGUGACUCCACCACCAGUGACAUCUAACAUGAUCGCACCAUCCUGGCUUAGACCAGGUCCUUAGAACAAGCAGCUGUUUAAACUUUAAUGGCUUGGUCGUCUUAUUUCUGAUAGGGAGAGGGCCUUAUUUGCUUAGAGGAAUGUUGUUCUGGAAACCAGCUGUGUUCCUUGUUUGCUAUCAGUUGGUCCCUGCCUCGUUCCUGAGUUAAAAAAGAAGGUGGUGCCGGGGCCGGGGGGAAAGCGUGCAUUCUCCUAUAGGCAGAAAAAAUACUGCUUCUAUAGAGAGUUUCUCUGAUGACAGCCAUUAGCUGCUUUGUUGCACCCCUCUGACAAUCUGUCUGCUAAAUGCCAAGUCUCUGCUCGGGAGCUCCUCCUACCCUGAUGAUCACAUUGCAAGUGGCAAAGUUAAAACAAAAUGACAUUUGACACUGACUGUCAAAUUGUAAAAGCAAUUUAAAGCGAUAUUUCCUGUGGUUUCAGUGUCUCCUUCAAACAGAUGCAGCUAGCUAGGAUUCUGACAGCACAAAAAUUGGGAAAUGUUGGGAAUUGCAAAGGAAUUGGAAGAAACUGGGUGCUCAGGUCCCUUUCAGCUGCAGUGGAAUUUGGGCUGGAAACUUGUUUGCCUUUUGGCAAUAUUGGCCUCAAGACUUGAUGAUAAACCUAAACCUAGGCUGCAUCAAAAGAAGGGUGGCGAGCAGGUCAAGGGGGGUGAUUUCACCCCUCUGCUCUGGUGAGACCCCACGUGGAGUACUGCGUCCAGCUUUGGAGUCCCCAACAUGAGAAGGACAUGGACCUGUUGGAACAGGUCCAGACGAGGGCCACAAAGAUGAUCCAAGGGCUGGAGCAUCUCUGCUAUGAGGACAGGCUGAGAGAGCUGGGGUUGUUCAGCCUGGAGAAGAGAAGGCUCCAGGGAGACCUUAUAGCAGCCUUCCAGUACCUAAAGGGGGCCUAUAGGAGACAUGUGGAGGGACUCCUUAUCAGGCAAACGGUUUUAAACUGAAAGAGAGGAGAUUUAGAUUGGAUAUCAGGAAGAAAUUCUUCACUAUGAGGGUGGUGAGACACUGGCACAGGUUGCCCAGAGAAGCUGUGGAUGCCCCAUCCCUGGAAGUGUUCAAGGCCAGACUGGAUGGGGCUUUGAGCAGCCUGGUCUAGUGGCAGGUGUCUCUGCCCAGGGCAGGGGGGUUGGAACUAGAUGAUCUUUAAGGUCCCUUCCAACCCGAACCAUUCUAUGACUCUAUGAAGAGGGCAGCUGGCUGUACGCUCAUUGUCCCUGUGUCGUGGUGUUCUUACGUUCAUACUUGUUCCCCACGCUUGGGCUUUGCCGUCAUUAUUCCUGUUAAACUCUUAAUCCUUUCCACUCGAUCUUUCCCUCGUUGCUUCCUUCCGGCUUGCCAGAGACGGCUCCGAUUUGCUUUGUAUUUUCCGGGCUGCCUUUGUUCUCUCCCUUCCCCUCUCCCUGCCGCCCCGUGCCCCGGCUGCCGCUCCUCUUCCCGGGCGGGGAGGGCCCCGGCUGCCCCGCGGCGUCCCGCUGCCGCCCGAGGCGCUGCGCGCUGCGGGGGGCUUCCACAACACGCCUACAGCUUGCUCAUCAAGCCUUCCUAAUUACAAGCAAUUAGCGGGUACGACCCGAAGUGACCGAGCAUACGCCUUCCGCGGAAGCCCCGAGAGCCGCCCCGCUUCAGCCGCCCGGCCGGCAGCUGCCGUACAACAUGGCGGCGCCCAGCGCCCGCUCGCACCGCCGGGAAAGAGGAAGCGUCCGCCACUCUAAGCCUCCCGGUCUGCGCGGCGCCUACCCGGCGGGGCGUUCCUGCCGCCGGAGACAGCCGUUCCGCGGAGUGGCAGGUAGCGGGCGGGCAGGCCAUGAUAAAAUCCUACAAUGCUGUUUUGACUGGCUGAAGUGAAGGGGGAAAAAGGGGGGUUAAAAAAAAUGCCCAAGCAAACAGCAGUGACGAUUACUUUGGCGACCCUCCUGGGUGUUGCAGUGGGGGGCCUGGUUUUGUGGAAAGCAACGCAGCGUCGGAAAGGAAAAGCAUGCUGUAGUAGUCAGCGAGAGGAAGCAGUUAUAAACUCGGGAGAUGAGGAACUGAUUAAGGCAGAGGAUAAGGAGGUGCUUUCCUUCUUCAGAUCUCCCACCUUUUCCUGGGUAGAGAGGACCCUUGGUGCAGACAUAGUGGUAGUUUCAGAGCAGGAGGAGUGGGAUCGUGUUGAACCUUUGCUGAAGAAGGAGCUGGAGAAGUGGCCGGUGCUUGGAGUUGAUUGUGAGUGGGUAUCUGUGGAGGGAAAAGCAAAUCCUGUAUCCCUCCUACAGAUGGCUUCAUCCAGCGGUCUCUGCAUUCUUGUUCGGUUGCCCAGGCUUGUUGCCAGCGGACAGACUAUCCCAAAGACCCUGGUGGACAUCCUGGCAGAUAGUACUGUGUUGAAAGUUGGGGUAGGAUGCUGGGAAGAUGCUUGCAAGUUAUUUCAUGAUUAUGGUCUUCCAGUCAAAGGGAGCGUGGAUCUCCGGUAUUUAGCCAUGAGACAGCGGAAGGAUCUACUUCACAACUGCCUUAGCCUUAAGUCUUUAGCUGAAAAAGUCCUGAACUGCCCGCUUGACAAGUCUCCUCAUGUGCGUUGCAGCAACUGGGAGGCAGAAGAACUGACACAAGAUCAGGUUCUCUAUGCUGCUAGGGAUGCCCAGGUCUCGGUGGCUCUGUUCCUCCAUUUGCUGGGAUUUGCCAGCCUCCCUGCGACAUCUGAUGGUGAAAAUUCUAUCGCUGCUUGGGAAAAAGCACUGGGUAAAUGCCGGGGCUUAGUGGAUAUCCCAUUUAGAGGAAGAAGGAGUGGCAGCACAGGAGAGGAGAAAAGUGGAGAGGGGCGGUCCCCUCAGAAAACAAAGAAUCGGAAAUCCUCAGUGAAUGGCCAGCCCUCUGGCAGUCAGCAAGUGAGAGAUCCACGGAGGCACAAGCGAAAGCCUCUGGGCGUGGGAUAUUCUGCACGGAAAUCUCCACUGUAUGACAACUGCUUCCUGCAUGCACCAGAUGGACAGCCCCUGUGCACCUGUGAUCGCAAGAAGGCUCAGUGGUAUCUGGACAAGGGGAUUGGAGAGCUAGUUAGCACAGAGCCAUUUGUUGUGAAGCUGCGAUUUGAGCCUUCAGGACGUCCCGAGUCUCAAGUUGAUUAUUAUCUGACAGUCAAAGAGAACCUGUGUGUUGUAUGUGGCAAGCGAGAAUCCUAUAUCCGGAAGAACAUUGUUCCUCACGAAUACCGAAGACACUUCCCCAUCCAGAUGAAGGACCACAACUCCCAUGACGUGCUCCUACUUUGCACGUCCUGCCAUGCCAUCUCCAAUUACUAUGACAACCAUCUCAAGCAGCAGCUGGCUGAGGAGUUUGGUGCCCCCAUCGGCUCUGAGGAAGGUGUGCGUCUGCUGGAGGACCCUCUGCGCAGGCAAGUGCGCUCAGGGGCUCGAGCCCUGCUGAAUGCAGACAGCCUGCCUGACCCCCGAAGGGCAGAACUUCUGCAAAGCAUCAAGGACUUCUUCAACACAGAGGCAGUCACUCCAGAGAUGCUCCAGGAAGCAGCUGAUCUGGAAACCAGGAUCUGCAAUGAGAGCUACGUGCCACAUGGACUGAAGGUGGUGCAGUGUUUUGCUAAAGGGGGCCUGCGCUCCCUUAUGCAGUUGGAGAGACGCUGGCGGCAGCAUUUCUUGGACAACAUGCAGCCCAAACACCUCCCAGAGCAAUGGUCAGUGGACCAUAACCACAUGAAGCUGAUCCGAAAGUAUGGGGAGGAUCUUCAGAUUGAACUGUCAUGAAACUAACUUCCUGGACUCUAGAUAGUGUCUAAUGGACAUAGAUUACUGAAGGUGGAAGGACUGUUUUUAUUUCUAUGUCUCCACUAACAUCUGGGCCUGGAUUUGCAAACAGGCAGCAGUGGAUCUGCCAGAUCUGGCAUUUUAUAGAGUUAAAUCUGUUGAAUCUGACUUGAAUUUUCAGGUGUGUCGUGGUUUAACCCUAGCCAGCAACUAGAACUACGUAGCCACUCACUCACUCCCCUGAGUUGUGAUGGGGGAAAGAAUGGUGAGAAAAAAUCUCGUGGCUUGAGGUAAAGACGGUUUAAUAGGUCAGAGCAAAAGCCGCACACGCAAGCAAAGCAAAACAAGGAAUUCGUUCACUGCUUCCCAUCGGCAGGUGGGUGUUCAGCCAUCUCCAGGAAAGCAGGGCUCCAUCACGCGUAAUGGUUACUUGGGAAGACAAACACCAUCACUUCGAAUGUCCCCCCCUUUCCUUCCUUCUUCCCCCAGCUUUAUAUACUGAUGUCAUAUGGUAUGGAAUAUACCUUUGGUCAGUUGGGGUCAGCUGUCCCAGCUGUGUCUCCUCCCAACUUUUUGUACGCUCUCGGCCUACUCGCUGGCGGGGCAGUGAGAGGAGCAGAAAAGGCCUUGACUGCUUGGCAACAACUAAAAACAUCAGUGUUUUACAACACUAUUUUCAUCCUAAAUCCAAAACAUAGCACUAUACCAGCUGCUAGUAAGAAAGUCAACUGUGUCCCAGCUGAAACCAUGACGAGGUGGUUUGGAAUUUUUAAUCCUGGUCUGUCACUGACUCAUUCAGUGCAAGAGUGAUAUGCUAAGGGAACUUGCCUUCUCAAAGUGACUAUGGAGAGUUAUUUUCUACACCCCAGGAUGGCUAAUGCCUCCAGACCAUCUCUUAACACAGAGCACAAUUUAUGAGCGUUUCCAGGUUUUCCAGCAGAUACAUCUGUGCCCUUAGCUGCACCUUGAGAGUCUCCUGAUAAAAGUCUUUGCUUUCAGUGCAGUUGUACUCAUAUGAGUUCUUCUCAGAGAAGACUCCCUGCCAGAGAGAGAUUCCUUGUUUGGAAGUGACAAAGAAACUACCUUUUUUUGCAGAUUGUGAGCUGUAUCAGCAUUGCAUAUAGGCUUCAGUGAGUUUCCUGAUGGCAGGUCCCUGACGAGAAGUGGCACUCUGACUCUGGCAGUACGGAAGCACCCAUGUCAAGUCUUUUCUUAAACAGCUUCCAGCAACACACAGUCUAUAAAAAAUGUGGCCUACUUCCACUUGUUUGUCGUGAAUAGCUUUUGGUAGGUACCUUUUCAUAUCAGACUGAAAUGAGGUCAGGUGUCUUAAAAGGGAUGAGAGGAAACAAAUUUUAUUUAAAUACCAGCAACUUUUAAGAGGUCAGACUGUGUGGCAGAAAACUGGAAAAUCUGGUGUUCUGUUCCUGGAUUUGACGUGUGUGGUGGUGAGCAGGUCACGUUCUCUUCAUGCCUGUUUCCCUGUCUCUGAAAUGGGACUAAUAAUACUUACCUAUCUCACAAGGGUGUUGUGAGGCUUAAUUAAUUCAUGUUUUUGUAAAAUGCUUUGAAAAUAUAAGCUCGUGUGUGCUAAUUAUUACUGUUGUUUUUAAAAAUGUGCUGCUGUCUGAGUUUCUUAAAUAUUAAUGUUUUUUGCCUGGUGUUAUACCUUAGUUAAAUGUAACUUUUUAAAAAUACAUAUCCCUUUCUGUGAAAUCACUUUUGAUUAUUUUGAUUGCAUGAGUGUGCUUCUCCUGAAUGAUGAAGCUAUACUCAACUUCUGUAGGUCUCUCUAAAGAAGUUUCAGUAAAACCCUGAAGUCAUACUUCACACUACUGCAUAUAGUGCAGUUGACGCAUGUUUUAUUAUAACAUUUGGGCAGAAUCGUGGACCUGCUGUGAUCGUGGCUGAAACUCUCCCUUAUCAGAUAAUUCAAGAAAUUUCACAGGCCAGCGGUGAAAAACCUGUUUGUAGCAGAGGUUGGUUGAGAUAAGUAGGAGCCCUGGAGAAAUGGUACGUUAAUGCCAUCCCAGAGGAGCUGCAGUAGCAGCCUGAGCACAAGGAAUCAAUGAUUCAUGAUAAAUACUACUUAUCUCAGAGCUGCAAAUGAGACCAUUUUCAUUAUAUGGGCAAUUUUAUUCCUCUCCUGUACCACUGACAGGUUUUGACAAAAACUGAUCUAGCCGAAUGUGUUCUGUCUCUGUACUCGUUCACAUAGCUGAUUGUAAUCUCAGCAAGAACCUCCUGUCUACAGCAGCAGCUUGGCUAUAACUAUUUCUCUCCAAAGCAUUUUGAGCAUGUGUUCAGAUAGUGCUAUCUCCUAUCUUUAGUGCCAUCUGAUCAGGGUGGCGAGAGCUCUUUGCAUGGCUCAGAAACUCCUUUUCAACAAUUAGGAGUACAAGGUGUCUGUCUUACUUCUUCAUUCUGCUUUGUUUUUUCUCCCUUUGUUCUGAUGCAGGAACUCCUGAUCAAGCUGUCCUUGUUUAAUGGAACCGAUAGGCUGACCACAGGACUGCUGUCUUUUCUGUUUUGUUGAGACAAGAAAAUGAUGUUGAGACAAGGACAAGGUCCUCUAAAUUUUAAGGAGUCAGUGGUAUCGUUGAAAAGUUUGGGUUUUUUUUUUUUUCCAAAUCGCUCGUUCAGAACUAGAAAUUUGCAAGGAAAAUGUCAUAAAUAUUUUCUUAACAAAGAUUCUUUGUUGUUUGUAAGAUAUUUUUAACUUUCAUCAUUUUAAGUCAACCUGAAAGAGGAGGGGGAGCAGUAUAUUUAUAGGUUAUUUUUAUAUGAUUAUUAUUUUAAAUUUUCUGCCAGUCUAUAGAUAA